ACUUUAUGUUAGAUCGAAGAUUUUAGUACUUUUGUGUCUUCCUUAACAUUGUUACUUUCAAUCAUCAUUUUAAUUCAACCUUGUUUUUGAGCCAUCUUUAACCAAACAAGUGGGAUAUCCGGCGUUCUUACUUAGUGGUACCCUCAUAGCAACUAAAUCAUUAACUAAUAUGAAAGUUGAUAAAACGAACUAAGUAGUCAUGAGACCCCUAAUCAACUUGUGUCGCCGACUGUAUUGCAAGCACAUGCCCACUUCUGCUGGCUUUCAUGAAGAAUGUAAUGCGACUAUUUAUGCCGUGGCGACAGGAGGUGUUCGCAGUGCUUUAAGCGUCAUUCGGGUUUCUGGACCAAACUCAUCUCUAGUUGUUAAGAACCUUGGGCGCUAUUCAGGUCGUGACACACACAAGUUCCCAAAACCAAGAUUUGCCACCUUGAGAAAACUAUACGAUCCAAAUACUGGAUCACUUUUGGAUCAUGGAAUCUUGUUGUGGUUUCCGGGGCCCCACAGUUACACAGGGGAAGAUUGUUGCGAAUUCCACAUUCACGGGUCUGUCUCAGUAAUUACCGGAGUACUGAAGGCUAUCGGAUCUAUUGCUGGUUGUCAUCCAGCCGAAGCUGGAGAGUUCACUAAACGCGCAUUCCUCAACGGCAAGUUAGAUUUAACGGAAGUGGACGGAUUAGCGGAUCUCAUAGCGGCCGAAACAGAAUUCCAACGAGUCCAAGCAUUAAAGCAGAUGGGUGGAGGACUGAGUCGAAUGUAUCACAAUUGGAGAGAUCGACUAGCCAAGUGUCUCGCAAAUUCGGAAGCUUUCAUUGAUUUUGGAGAAGAUGAAAACAUUGAGUCGGACGUGCUCCAAAAUGUAGCUAAGGAAGUGACGUUACUAGUCCAAGAAAUUUCUAAUCAUCUUCAAGAUCAAAAAAAGGGACAGCGCUUGCGUGAUGGAGCGCGUGUAGCUAUUAUAGGUCGACCUAACGUUGGAAAGAGCACAUUGCUCAACAAAUUAUGUGGGCGUGAUGCUGCAAUUGUCUCCAAUAUUCCUGGAACUACUCGAGAUGUAAUAGAGACUUGCAUGAAUAUUCACGGUUUUCCUGUAAUAUUUGCUGACACAGCCGGGAUUCGUCAUUCUACAACCGAUUCCAUUGAGAACGAAGGGAUGAAACGCUCAUUAAAGGAAAUUGAAACGGCGGAUCUAAUCCUCCUCUUAACCGACACAUCCAAUUCUCAACUGCAAUUGAAUCUUCAAAGUUGUUCCCUCAAAGAACAAUUAUUACACGAUUUACUCUCACCCAGUUUCACCAGUGAAGAUCCCAAAAAUGUACGCUUGGAACUGUUGGUACCAAAGACAAUUCUCAUUGUCAACAAGAUUGACCUCAUUCAAUCCUCGGAGAAAAUAAAUAACCAACCCUUUGCGAAUGCCGACUGCCAAAUUUCAUGCAAAACAGAUAAUGGAGUUGACCAAAUGCACCAACUCAUUCGGAAAAGGAUUAUGGAAAUAUGUGGUGACCCAAAUACAGAUCCACCUCACGUGACUCAGGAAAGGUAUAGAGUUGAGUUGAAUCACUGCCUCCAAAAUCUUAUAGAAUUUUUGGAGUUUAAAGAAUCCGACCUUGCGCUUAGGACACAAUAUUUAAAACAAAGCAUCAACGCUGUGGGUAGAAUCACCGGGCAUGUAGGAACUGAACAAAUUCUUGAUAUAAUUUUCAGAGAUUUUUGUAUAGGAAAGUAGCAUCAUUCAUACAUUAGUUUACUAUUGAGAAUUAUUCCCUACAUUGUACACACGGUAGACGUAUUUUAUUAUAAGAUACACCUACUGAUAUAGUAAAACAACAUAUUAAUAACAAAAUAAACACUUGGCUUGGGGAGUAGAAGAAAAUUCCGAUGUUGAGAAAACAUCUACUUGAUCCGAAUAGCGUUUCGAGAUCACCAUUCGGCACCUAACAAAGUUUUUGAACAUAAUUUGAAAAUUGAUUUCUUUCAAUCCGCGCCUCGUGAAUCAGGAACAGCUCCCAGAAUUGAUUGCGGAUUCGACUAAAUAUGCAUCAUCAUAAUGCGUAUGCGAAAAAUCCAGGAUUCCCAUGGCCGUGGUGGUGAUAUCCAUACGAAAUACCUCCAUUGUUUAGUUGGGUAUUUGUGUCUGCUGUAUGGCUUGGAAAUUGUCUGUCCACCACCGCGUUAAACCCAUAAACUGAAAUUAUGUCGAUGUAAUAACUUUAUAAGGUUAUACGUUUUAUACAAUAAAUAUGUAAAUAAAUAAGCCACACUUGCAUGCGUA
Molecule: messenger RNA, 2272 nt
Organism: Folsomia candida
Lineage: Eukaryota; Metazoa; Arthropoda; Collembola; Entomobryomorpha; Isotomidae
Product: tRNA modification GTPase GTPBP3, mitochondrial
Exons: 10
Coding region: 200-1726 (508 amino acids)
Biological process (GO): tRNA wobble uridine modification; tRNA methylation
Cellular component (GO): cytoplasm; mitochondrion
Molecular function (GO): protein binding; GTP binding; GTPase activity
Source: RefSeq, a predicted model, not a curated record